This is a messenger RNA of Oncorhynchus tshawytscha (Chinook salmon), 677 nucleotides long. RefSeq lists its product as uncharacterized. The record is from RefSeq and is a predicted model, not a curated record. NCBI's taxonomy places the organism in Eukaryota, Metazoa, Chordata, Actinopteri, Salmoniformes, Salmonidae.
CUACCGUAGGUUCAACCACUUUGACGAGCUGUCAGGUCGUUUCUGGGGACGGUCCAUUGGUGGAUCAGCUGACUCGUUGGAUAACCCCGUCUUCACCCGCUCCGACGAGUUGCUACACCGGAGGGCGCUCGACCGCACCUGCUGUUACCACGACGAUACGCUGUCCCUGGCCUCCACCUGCCCUAGCAAUGGAACACACCUCAACACCGUCUACCCACACAAUUCCCAGUACGGCUGGGCGGUCAGCGAGGUCAGCCUGGCGGAGUGUGUGUUGGAUUCUGGGAAAGCAAGUGACCUGUCAGUGUGCAGCUGGCCCAUAGAACCCAUCCAGUGGACACCCUUCCCCCUGCUACAGCAACUAUCCUCUACACACAGAACCACCCCGGUGAGGGCGCUGCGUCCUCGGUCCUACUGUGAAGGUAUGGAGCUGGUGGAACUGGAGAAGAGCUGGACGGCCUAGCAACCACUGAACCGUUUAGUGGAGUCAGUCGUGAGGAAAGGUUGAACAACUGAAUCACUGAGUAAACUGAUUCACUGAGUCACUGAGUCAAUGGUAUCUCUGAAUCACUGAAUAAACUAUCACUGAAUCGCUGAGUCACUGAAUAAACUGUAUAACUGAGUCAACGGGAUAACUGAAUCACUGAAUAAACUGUAUCACUGAUUCACUGAAUCACUCA